UUAAACUAUAGAGCUUCGUCCUAAAGCUAUAGCGUUGACCCAAACUGAGCAAGCAUUGCCAUUUUUAUUAUCCACAUCUUAGCUCCGUAAUCAGAUCUUCUUUAUCCCUCUUGAGCAUUAGCGAUCCAGGUCAGUUUUUUUUUUUUUACUUUCUCUUCCUCUUCUCACCAAAUUUUGUCCACAUAAUUACAAAUAUUAUGUGUUUGAAGUUCAAAAUCAAGAAAUUCUCCUUACAAAUUAAUCUAAAGUUUCAGGUGCGUAUUAUUUGCUCCUUAACUGUGGCUAUAACUAAUAUGCUGUAAUUGUCUCGAUUAUGAUAAUUCAUUCUUGAUAAUCUAUAAACCCAUAAGCUAUUACAGUAUCAGCAUAUUAAAAGGUUUGUAUUGUUUACACUUUACAGGGAAGAAAUGAUGUGAGAUGAACAUAGAAGUUUGUUGACUCUGAAAAAAGCAAGCAGUUGAUUAGUGAUCAUGUCAAAAGGACAAUUGCAAGUAUUUAAUUCGCUCGAUUUAGCCAGAACACAAUGGUACCAUUUCAAAGCCAUUGCGAUUGCUGGUAUGGGUUUUUUCACGGAUGCCUAUGACUUGUUCUGCAUCUCCUUGGUGGCAAAGCUGCUCGGACGCUUGUACUAUACCCGACCUGACGCAGAUACGCCAGGGACCUUGCCCAUUAAUGUAUCAGCCGCAGUAUACGGUGUGGCGCUUUUCGGAACCAUGGGUGGGCAGCUUUUCUUUGGAUGGCUCGGAGAUCAUAUGGGUCGAAAAAAGGUGUAUGGAAUGACGUUGAUUUUGAUGAUCUUUACGUCUAUUGCCUCAGGAAUCUCCUUUGGGGGUCGUACUGCCAAAGGGGUGUUGACUACUCUAUGCUUUUUUCGAUUCUGGCUUGGGUUUGGUGUUGGAGGUGAAUACCCUCUUUCAGCCACCAUCAUGUCAGAAUACUCCAACACCAAGACCCGUGGAACCUUCAUAGCCGCUGUCUUUGCAAUGCAAGGUUUGGGUAUAUUAGCUGGUGGAAUAGUAGCCCUCAUAGUUUCAGCAGCAUUCGAGAACAAGUUCAAACCUCCCCCCUUCAAAUUAGACCCUGUGGGCUCUAUGCCACAGGAAUCAGACUACAUUUGGCGUAUUGUGUUGAUGUUUGGUGCUGUUCCUGCUGUCCUGACCUAUUAUUGGCGUAUGCAAAUGCCUGAGACUGCUAGGUACACUGCCUUAGUUGCCAGAAACCCUAGACAGGCAGCUGAAGACAUGUCAAAAAUCCUCAAGGUACAUCUAGAUGCAGAGGAAGAGAGAUUUGAGGAAAUAGUAAGAAGUGAAAGGCACCAGUUUGGGCUUUUUUCUAGUGAAUUUGCUCAUCGAUAUGGUAUCCGUCUCUUAGGAACCACGAGCACUUGGUUCUUACUCGACAUUGCUUUCUACAGUCAAAAUCUUUUUCAAAAAGAUCUCUUCUCCUCAGUUGGAUGGAUUCCUCCUGCAAAUGAAAUGAAUGCGAUUAGAGAGGUUUAUAUGAUAGCGAGGGCUCAAACCUUGAUUGCUCUUUGUGGAACAGUCCCUGGAUAUUGGUUCACUGUGGCCUUCAUAGAUGUAAUUGGUAGAUGGUGGAUCCAAAUGAUGGGAUUCUUUUUUAUGACUAUAUUCAUGUUCGCCAUUGCCUUUCCCUACGACCAUUGGAAAAAGGAGCAUAAUCGUAUUGGGUUCAUUAUCAUGUACGGUCUUACCUUCUUCUUUGCCAAUUUCGGUCCCAAUGCCACCACCUUUGUGGUGCCAGCAGAGAUUUUCCCCGCUAGGCUCAGAUCCACUUGCCAUGGUAUAUCAGCCGCAUCCGGAAAGGCUGGUGCUAUAGUAGGAGCCUUGGGAUUUGUUUACGCAUCUCAAGAGAAGGAUCCGAUUAGGAGACAUGAGGGUUAUCCAGCUGGUAUUGGUAAGAAGAACUCUCUUAUCGUUCUUGGCAUAAUCAACUUCCUUGGUAUGCUCUGCACUUUCCUCAUACCAGAGCCCAUGGGUAAAUCUCUUGAAGAACUUGCUGGAGAAGUUGAUUUUGAGGAUGCUGAUUAUGAGGUUAGAGCUGGCGCUUGAUUAUAAUUUCUUUACUACUCAUAACUGAAUAGGCAAACUUACAACAACUGAUAGAAUACUUAACUUCAGGUUUUUUGUCCUCCCAAAAUUAAUUCGGUUUGUUGUACAUCUUGGUUUCGUUAUUUGUGUAUUGAUUCCCAGCCUCACUUGAGUAAAUAAGGUUUUUAUUUCCUUGUACAUAUGAGUGUAUACACAAACUCAAAACAAUUCAGGUGAGAUAGCUAUAACUUUUCGUUAAAUUGAGUUGAUUUCUGUUACUUUCCAUCUAACAAAUUUCUAUGUAUAGUUUAAGGAUAUAUAUGUAUUGGAUGAGAGCUUUACCAACCAAAAUAUAAUCACAUCCGCGUAUGAUCCCUCUU
Messenger RNA from Beta vulgaris subsp. vulgaris (sugar beet), 2428 nucleotides. Its product is annotated as probable inorganic phosphate transporter 1-3. Gene Ontology annotation, cellular component: membrane. Lineage: Eukaryota; Viridiplantae; Streptophyta; Magnoliopsida; Caryophyllales; Amaranthaceae. Bases 471 to 2069 code for a protein of 532 amino acids. Gene Ontology annotation, molecular function: phosphate transmembrane transporter activity. The record is from RefSeq and is a predicted model, not a curated record. The transcript has a single exon. Gene Ontology annotation, biological process: phosphate ion transport; transmembrane transport.